AUGAGGCGCCACAACGGGGAGACAGAAAGGGAGAGGAGGGGAGACACAGUGGGAGAGGUUGGGAGCCACAGAGUGGAGCGGUUGGGAGCCACAGAGGGGAGAAGUGCCACAGAGGAGGGAAGGGAGCCACAGAGGGAGAAGGGGAGCCACAGAAGGCAAGAGGAGGCACAGAGGGGAAGGGAGCCACAGAGAAAAAGGGUGGGGAGCCACGGAGAGGAGGCGAUCCACAGAGGGGAGAGGUGGGGAGCCACAGAGGGAAAGGGGAGCCACAGAAGGGAAGAGGAGAAACAGAGGGGAUGGGAGCAACAGAGAGGAGAGGAGGGGGGUCACAAAAACGGGGGUGCCGUGAAAGUGGGGGGCCGCAAAAGGGAGUCAUGA
Molecule: messenger RNA, 378 nt
Organism: Bombina bombina (fire-bellied toad)
Lineage: Eukaryota; Metazoa; Chordata; Amphibia; Anura; Bombinatoridae
Product: octapeptide-repeat protein T2-like
Exons: 1
Coding region: 1-378 (125 amino acids)
Source: RefSeq, a predicted model, not a curated record